This is a messenger RNA of Paramecium sonneborni, 432 nucleotides long. Lineage: Eukaryota; Ciliophora; Oligohymenophorea; Peniculida; Parameciidae. The record is from the annotation of a GenBank genome assembly.
AUGAAUUUAAUUAAAAAUAAGAAUUCAACACAACAAAAACCAAGUUUAUCAUUUAUAUAGCAAAUUUUCAAUAAAAAAAAACUUGAAGUAGUAGCUACUAAUUUAUUUUGCACAAGUAAGGAAGAAUACGGUGAUGAAAUAAGAAAAUAACUUGUCAGUCCAAGGGAGAGAUUAAUAACAAGAGAAAAAUAAAGUACUAGAUAAAAUACAAUGAGAUCACAUUCUUCUUUAUAAAUUAAUGAUUUGAUUGAGUGCAACUUAAUAAAAUAAAAAGCAUAAAUAAGACUGAAAAGCCCAUAUAAAUUUAGUAGAGCAAAAGCGUUACAAUUAAUUAGAGAUAGAUAAAAAUCGCCUUUCCUUAUAGUAAAGCAACGAACUCUUCCUGUUUAUUCAAUAUCUGCAAUCUAAACUACAAGAUUGAAAUAUAUAUGA